This is a messenger RNA of Lathyrus oleraceus (garden pea), 1428 nucleotides long. Its product is annotated as cation/H(+) antiporter 15. The record is from RefSeq and is a predicted model, not a curated record. Gene Ontology annotation, cellular component: membrane; endomembrane system. Gene Ontology annotation, molecular function: antiporter activity. Bases 1 to 1428 code for a protein of 475 amino acids. Lineage: Eukaryota; Viridiplantae; Streptophyta; Magnoliopsida; Fabales; Fabaceae. The transcript has 4 exons. Gene Ontology annotation, biological process: regulation of pH; proton transmembrane transport.
AUGGAGAUGGCAAAUUAUGCAUGUUAUAAUGUAUCAUUUAGUCCUUCAAACAAUAUCUGGAUGGCUGAUGAUAUUAUGAUAAAACAUGUUCCUCUUUUGUGUCUCCAAAUUGCUUAUGAUAUUUUGGUUUCUCGGCUUUUCUACUUCGUCCUUAAGCCCCUUCAUGUGCCCCUCAUUAUUGCGCAGGUGUUGGCUGGUUUUACUCUGAGUCCAAGUCUCUUGGGAAAUUUUGAAUGGGUAUUUUCCUUGUUUUAUAGUCAAUAUGGAAUCCUAGCCGUUGAAACCUUUGCAAACUUAGGAAUAAUGUACUAUGUGUUCCUAAGUGGUUUAGAAAUGAAUUCAGACACCAUCUUAAGAUCAAGGAAGAAAGGUACAAGCAUAGCAAUUGCCGGCAUUGUGACGCCAAUGUUAUUUGGUGUUGGAUUUCUAGCUCUACAACAAAAACUUAUAGAUAAAAAUGAUGUUUUCGCACAAACACCAAAAGAAAAUCAAGGCGAAGCAUAUUUAUUCUGGUGUUUAGCACUUUCUGUAACAGGUUUCCCUGUCCUUGCAAGAAUCUUAGCUAAUCUUAAACUUUUAUAUACAAAGCUUGGAAAAGAUGCAUUGACAGCAGCUAUGUUAACCGAUGCAUAUGGUUGGGUUAUGUUUACCUUGUUGAUUCCUUAUUCGACUAGAGGUGGAAAGCCUUAUCUCUCAGUAAUCUCUACUUUGAUGUUCAUAGUUUUUUGCUUUGCUGUGGUGAGACCUAUCCUUACUCCAAUCAUUGAACACAGAACAAGUACGAACACGUGGCGAAAAUCACACCUGUUGGACGUGUUGACGGGAGUGUUUAUUUGUUCGUACAUUACGGAUUCUCUCGGUACACAUCCUAUUGUUGGAGCUUUUGUGUUUGGAUUAAUUUUUCCUCAUGGAAAGUUUGCUGAUGUGGUUUUGGAAUUGUCGGCCGAUUUUGUUUCUGGGAUUUUGUGUCCUGUUUACUUUGCUGGAUUUGGUUUUAGACUCAACUUGCCUUUCCUUUUGAAGCAAAAGAAUGCGGUUUUGAGCUCUGUGAUUGUCACUUUCUUCUUCGGUAUGCCUGCCCGAGAUGGAGUUGCCAUUGGAUUGCUUCUCAACACCAAGGGUAUCAUGGCUGUCAUACUACUGAAUAUUGCUUGGGACAAAAGGAUUUUGGAUCCAUAUACUUUCAUGGUUAUGAUGCUUGCUAUUAUAGUAAUGACUGUAAUGGUUUCUCCCUUGAUCAAUGCAAUAUACAAACCAAAAUUCCGAUUCAUGCAAUCGCAAUUAAGGACCGUGCAAAAACUGAGGUUCGAUGUGGAGCUUCGAAUCGUCGCUUGUGUCCACAAUGCUAAACAUGCCAAUAACAUGAUCCAUGUCAUUGAAGCCACAAAUGCUACUAGACAUUAUAAUGAUUUUCAUCGGUGGACCUGA